GCGCUGCUCUUCGUAACCGUCGCUGCGGCCGCCGCAGCGCCUUGCCGCCGGCAACCCGGGUGGAGUGUUGGGGUGGGGGAGGCGUGAGCGCGGCUUCCCCGCCAGGGGUCGACGCCCGCCCGCCCUGCCCCCGCCUCGGCCCGGCGCCCCCGAGCCGCGGCCCCUUCCCAGCGCAGGGGCCGGCGGCCGCGGCAGGGCGGGCGCCGCGCGGGGGCAGGGCGGGCGUAUUCAAUGGAAGUAUGUUACCAGCUGCCGGUGCUGCCCCUGGACAGGCCGGUCCCCCAGCACGUCCUCAGCCGCCGAGGAGCCAUCAGCUUCAGCUCCAGUUCCGCGCUCUUCGGCUGCCCCAAUCCCCGGCAGCUAUCACAGAGGCGUGGAGCUAUCUCCUAUGACAGCUCUGAUCAGACUGCGUUGUACAUUCGUAUGCUAGGAGAUGUACGCGUAAGGAGUCGAGCAGGAUUUGAAUCAGAAAGGAGAGGUUCUCAUCCAUAUAUUGAUUUUCGUAUUUUUCACGCUCAAUCUGAAAUCGAAGUUUCUGUGUCUGCAAGGAAUAUCAGAAGGUUACUAAGUUUCCAGCGGUAUCUUAGAUCGUCACGCUUUUUCCGUGGUACCAGCGUUUCGAAUUCUCUAAACAUUUUAGAUGAUGAUUAUAAUGGACAAGCCAAGUGUAUGCUGGAAAAAGUUGGAAAUUGGAAUUUUGAUAUCUUUCUAUUUGAUAGACUAACAAAUGGAAAUAGUCUAGUAAGUUUAACGUUUCAUUUAUUUAGUCUUCAUGGAUUAAUUGAGUACUUCCAUUUAGAUAUGAUGAAACUUCGUAGAUUUUUAGUUAUGAUCCAAGAAGAUUACCACAGUCAAAACCCUUACCACAAUGCAGUCCACGCUGCAGAUGUUACUCAGGCCAUGCACUGUUACCUAAAAGAACCUAAGCUUGCCAAUUCUGUAACUCCUUGGGACGUCUUGCUGAGCUUAAUUGCAGCUGCCACUCAUGAUCUGGAUCAUCCAGGUGUUAAUCAACCUUUCCUUAUUAAAACUAACCAUUACUUGGCAACUUUAUACAAGAAUACCUCAGUACUGGAAAAUCACCACUGGAGAUCUGCAGUGGGUUUAUUGAGAGAAUCCGGUUUAUUCUCACAUAUGCCAUUAGAAAGCAGACAACAGAUGGAGGCUCAGAUAGGCGCUCUGAUACUGGCCACGGACAUCAGCCGGCAGAACGAGUACCUGUCCUUGUUUAGGGCCCAUCUGGACAAAGGUGACUUACGUCUGGAAGACAUCAGGCACAGGCAUUUGGUUUUACAGAUGGCUUUGAAGUGUGCAGAUAUUUGUAACCCAUGUCGGACCUGGGAAUUAAGCAAGCAGUGGAGUGAAAAAGUAACGGAGGAGUUCUUCCAUCAAGGAGACGUAGAGAAAAAGUAUCAUCUGGGUGUGAGUCCACUUUGUGAUCGUCAGACCGAAUCUAUUGCCAACAUCCAGAUUGGUUUUAUGACGUAUCUCGUGGAGCCUCUGUUCACAGAAUGGGCCCGGUUCUCCAACACCAGGCUGUCCCAGACAAUGCUCGGACACGUGGGGCUGAACAAAGCCAGCUGGAAGGGACUGCAGCGAGAACAGUCCAGCAGCGAGGACGCUGAUGCUGCAUUUGAGGAGCUGAACUCACAGUUAUUACCUCAGGAGAACCGGUUAUCCUAAACGCCCCCCCAAGUCAGUGGGCAGACUGCCUCUGGAGCUCGUUAGAAAUGUGAAUGGGGUCUUGAGGUGAGAGAACUUUACUCUUGACUGCCGUGGGAAGUGAAUGACGCCAGCAUUAUUUAUUUCCAAGAUUUCCUCUGUUGGAUCAUUUGAACCCACUUUUUAAUUACAAGACCCGAACAUACAGCAAUAUGCAUUUGGCUUUCGUGUGAAACCUUGAAUAUGCAAAGCCCAGCGGGAGCGAACCGAAGGGAAUAACAAAGUUUUGCAGGAAGUUUUGCGGUGGCCCUCGUGCUUCUCGAAGCAUCAUGAAACUUGAACCGAAGCCUUCAGCAGAAAUCUUUGGAAUUUAACCCGUCUGAUGCAACAGUGUGUAUCUGUACCUUCCACUAAGUUCUCUCGGAGAAAAUGGAAAUGUGAAGUGCCCAGCCUCUGCGCCUCUGGCCAGACUUGAUGUUUACAGACCAACUCUGAAAUACUGGUUCUCAAUCCGCCUUGGAGCACGAUUGUGAAGGAACCACUAAGAAUUUUAAAGAUCAAACCUAAACUGCAGCCCUUUCCCCCGGUUUGCCUUUCUUCUUCUUUGGAUGCCACCAAAGCCUCCCAUUUGCUAUCCUUUUACUUUGUGCACUGGAAACUGAGCACUUAUCCUAGAGUGCCGCCGAGCUUUCACUCCAGUGCUGUUGGGCAAUGCAAUUUUUUUUAACUCUUAGUUUUUAAUUUGGGGCGGGAGGGGCAGAACCCCAGUGUCCUAGCUGUAUUAUGAUUCCGCAGUGAAGACGUUGCAUGUUGUUUUCACUAAUGUACACUUGACCUGCACAUGCAAGAAAAGGGUGGAAUGUUUUAAAACACCAUAAUCAGCUCAGGGUAUUGCCAAUCUGAAAUAAAGUGGGAUGGGCCAGUGUGUCCUUCAGAGCAAGGGUACUAAAGUCCCUCUCGCUGCAGGGAGUGAGAGGUAUGUUGUGUGUGUGCGGAUGUGUGUGUGGGGCACGCUCGUGCAUGUGUGACUGUGCAUGUGUUCUAUUUAUCCACGUGGGAAGGAUUGGGAACGUCAGCUUUUAUUUAUUAUUUUAGAAUGUGACAUAAUGAGCAGCCACACGUGGGGAGGGGAAGGGAGGUCAGCUGUAACAGAUCGCUCCAGAUGCCUUAAACUAUGCACAAAGCUAAGUGACCAAACUUCUUGUUUUGAUUUGAAAAAAAGUGCAUUGUUUUCUUGUCCCUCCCCCUUUGAUGAAACGUUACCCUUUGAUGGGCCUUUUGAUGUGAACAGAUGUUUUCUAGGACAAAAUCUAAGGACUAAUUUUAAACUUACAACAUUCCACUUUUGUAAUUUGUUUUAAAAUGUUUUAUGUGUAGUAAGCACAACUGUAAUCUAGUUUUAAGAGGAACCGGUGCUUUCUUUUAGUUCAAUUGUAUUUCCCUUGUUACUGUAAAGGACUGUUUAUUAAUUAUGUUUACAAGUUUGUUGCAACAGUCAUUUUCUUGGGAGAAAGCUUGAGUGUAAAGCCAUUUGUAAAAGGCUUUGCCAUACUCAUUUUAAUACGUGCCUGUUGCUGUUAACUUUUGACGAAUAAAAACCUAUCUUUUCACAUUUUCAUCUUUGAUAUUUACCUAUAAGUCAGUCCGUUGGAAACCACGACGCUAAAUUACUAGGGAAGCAAAGAAUUCGCUUCUCGGCUCCGGCAUUCGCUCGCCACACAUUUGUUCGGGCAGAGCUGGGCGCAGGCAGAGUCCUGCGGGCUCGUGUGCUGCCUGCACCUCACGGGUGAGCAAGCUGAGGCCGGGAUGUAGUGGACAGAGUCCUAACAGCCGGGAGAAGUCGGCUCUGAGCCCAGCCUCUUGACUCCACAGCCCUUUGUUCCACGGCGGGAACCUCAGGCCUUUGUGCAGCACGUCUCGGUUCGGACCAGCCAUGUUUCUGGUGCCCGGUCUCCACAUGUGGCUCGUGGCCACCACACUGGACAGCUGGGUGCAGAAGUCCGAGGGCUAUGUGGGGAAGGCAGACGUUCUCGGGAAGCCAAAUGACGACCAGCCGGUUGCUUGAGCAUGGAUUCUCAGCAAGGGAAGCAAGUCGCCUCACGCAUCCUGCAGGGACGUACCUGCUGCUACUCGUUUGUGGACCACGGUUCCCCUGAACGAGGCUACAGAUUCUCCGCCAGGAGCUGCUUCUCCACGCCUUCUUGAUUGGCACAUCCAGCAGACAUGUCAGACCUUCAGCCUUGCAUCAGUUGAGCCUGCCUGGGCUCCAUCUGCCAGUGGGGAGACACCUGAGCGUUGUUCCCAUCUCCUGCCUACACAUAAAAUAAACCCACUGCAAAGCUGUCAGUCUACCGUCAUGAGCAAUUAUGUGGAAACUAGUCUGUCAAUGCCGAGGUCACGUGGUCACAGUAUCCGAGUUCCUGUUGUGUGCAGAACUGCACUGGAUGUAAUAAAGGUAUUAAAACUAAAUAUCGAGACGGGGUCUCUGUUCUCAAAAUGUUUGGGUGACAAGAUGAUGUGUGGAAAGCAUCUGUUAUGUAAUAUGGGAGGUUUCUAUACUGUACAAAAUGAGUGUAAAGUGUUAGGGUGUUGUUGAGAAUGAAUGAUUUUGUUGGGUUAAUGAUGAAAAUGACACCAUUUCCAGUAAUUAUUGAAUCUUACUAACAUCCGUGACUGGUAAAAUCAUUUAGCUUUCAAGUUUGAUUCUAAAAUAUGUCUUAGAUGUUCACUGUGAUACUUCUAGUAAAAUACUAAUAACUUUUAUCAAUCACAGUAACAUUUUUUUUUUACUUUUACAGCUAUGCUCAGUCGUCCUGAACCUAUCCUGAAGUCUGGUAGAAUGGUCAGGGAAAGAGAAACACCCCCAUUUUUAGCAUUAGAUUCUUUUUAGCUGUAUUUUAAAACCGAAGCACAGUGACCUAUUGGUUUAUUGCAACUUUCCACUGGUCCCAUCAAUAGUCUUGUUAAGAAAGUUCAUCUUAUAUUACAUUUAUGUUUAAGCUAUGCAUUGUUUGAGAUUUUUGAGCAUAAAUUUGAAGUGUUUCUUUACUGUUGAGCUGCAUCCUAUAAAGAAUCGGGAGGCUGCAUGGUAUCCCAAGGUGCUUUAUCUUUUGAAGAAAGUAUCAUAAAGGAAUGUGUUUAAAGUUCCUAGUUGAACAUUUGCAGGAAAGUUUCUGAAUUUCCAUCUAAGAAUCCUCACAAGAUAGGGGUUAACUUUUCCAUUGUAGGGAACAGAGUCUCACUCAGAUCACUGCAGGGUAACUGGAGCUUUAUCUUGAGGAUUCAUGUUCACGAUAAUGAGACAAACCCUAUGAAGGCUGUAGAAGCAGAACCUGGGGGUCUGAGCGCUCUGAGAUGUAGCUUCUUGCUGCGUCUGCCUCUUCCCACACUUCUCCUUUUCCUUUCUCUUCUCUACCUUGGAGUGUCUGCUUAGAAAGGCAGUAAAGUUUUUAAAGUGUUGUCUUUAUGGCUAGAUCGACUGUGUUAAGGUCUCUGGUCGUGUAUUAGCGUGUCACCUCAUCUUCUGCGUGGCUCCCUAACCUAUAACAUGUCUGCCUCGUGAAGGUAAAAUAAUGUCCUGACACGGUUCAGUCCCAGUGUCCUUGUUCGUGUCCUCGUCAUCUGUUUUGUAUAAACUGCUCGUGGGUAUCGUGGGUACACGUGUACCUCAUGGCGUGCUUAUUUGAGCUCCAGGUACCAACUGUGCCCCUCGCUCGAGGUUUCCUAUUCAGAUUCCUAAGGGAGGACCUGGACCAGCUCGUCAGGGCUGUGUCCUGAGUCACACAUGUCUCUGCAUUAGCUGGUGCUCCCCUUGCAGAGGGCAGUCUGCUCCAGAGCUGCGUCAGAGAGAUCAUCGUGCAGAGUGUCACGUGCUCUCCACCGUCACCGAUCACACCUGCGUUACACAACAGUGUCCCCACCACACCUGCUUCGCACCCUUUUUCAUCCUCUGAUAGCAAGCAUGAGUGGCCGGUGAAGAGGGACGGCUCCUAGGCCAUGUGAACAGAAAGCUGUUCACAACUCUGCUUAGAGAAGGAGCUCUCUGACCUUUAGAAGAGGCUGGAAAAUCUUCCAGGGGAGAGAAGUUUGAGAAGCUCCAGCUAGAGGAACAUUAAGUUUUCCAGCCCCUACCAAGUGGACUAAGGACAACAGCUUUCGGGGAAACAUCCAAGAUUUCUGGAUCCUUCCAUGGAUCUUUAAGUUACAUAUGGGGAGAAGUGUGUGUUUGACCAGAGAUCACAGGACAUGGAAUCAAAGAAACAUAAGGGUUGAGUCCUGACCCUAUCCAAAAACUGUUUCAGCUUCCUACCCACCCGUGGCACUGGAUGGCACUACAGUGAAAACGGUUUCCAUGAUCCUUGACUUCCCUCUUUAAAGGAAAGCAUUAUGGAAUUUCAGCAGCAAACAUUAUCUGGUUCCUACUCAAACUCCAUCUCCAAUCCAAGAAAAACGUGAGAGAGAAUCUAACAUCAAAAGUUCUGUUCAAGACUUCAACAUGUGUGGCCCAAACUAGAAAAGAAACAAAAAAGACACUGGUUCAUGUAACAGUAAUGAUAUGCCCCGCUCCCAAUCAUGGAUCAAAGUUCCCCUCACAGUCUCACGUGGUCAUGUGACGGAGCUGUGUCUAACAAGAUGGUGAGCCACUUCGGAAGGCUGCUUAGAGGGCAGUGACUCAACUCUACAAGAAAGAAAGUCCUUUCAUCUCUAGCCCUACCCACUUUUCCUGCUUCUGAGAGCCUUGAGAGUCGCUGAAGGACAGAAGCUAACCUUGACAGUAAAGCCAAAGCUAAGGAUGGCAAAGAACCUGGCUGGUCCCUGAGGACACAGUGGAGCCACUGUCAGCUUCAGACUAUCCACUCUGGAUGUUUUUGACUUGAGAAAAAUUUCCAUCACCAUUAUUUUGGGCUUCUGUUUGAUGUAGUCAAACUCAGACUGACUGUUGUAACAUUCACCAACAUUAUACUGUAUUUCAGUUUUCCUUUAACUGAACACUGCUAUUUUAGUUUUGCUUGAGAGCUAUGAUAACUCAUUCUACCUAGUGUCUGAAUGAAUGAAUUCUUGGACCUUCAGCUUUUGGUAUUUUGCACUGAAUUCAGUUGUUUUUCUUCAUAUCUAAUUUUGAUUAUGCCCUGUUAAUUAAACUGUCAUACACAGAGGCUGCUUGCAAAUUGUUUUUUACCUGUAGUAUUAAUUAUUAAACAAAAAUAUUUGGAGAAUAAAUGUCCUCGUUAUUACCUAACUAGCAACCAACUUUAAUAAUACUAACCUCAUUCACUUUAUUUAAUUUAGAAUAUCUGUGGGGUAGGGAAAUAUAUUGGGCUUGCAAAGCUUUAAUUACCAUUUCCUUUCUUACCCCACACGGGGAAGAAACAGGUGAUGAAAUGUCUAAAAAAAGUACAUAACGAUUAAACAAAGGCAAAAACUUUUAUAAGAAACAAUACCAAUGCUCUGAUUAAAUACAUUAAUAUGUUCUCUGAAAGAUUAUAUGUUAUAUAAGUUCAGAUUAGAGCAUGUGCUCUAAUCAACCUGCAAUAAAGAAAGUAAUUUUAAUAAGACAUUAAAUUUUUUUUAAAUCAC
Messenger RNA from Delphinapterus leucas (beluga whale), 7239 nucleotides. It is a transcript of the gene PDE7A, whose product is annotated as phosphodiesterase 7A. Gene Ontology annotation, molecular function: 3',5'-cyclic-nucleotide phosphodiesterase activity. Gene Ontology annotation, biological process: signal transduction. Lineage: Eukaryota; Metazoa; Chordata; Mammalia; Artiodactyla; Monodontidae. The record is from RefSeq and is a predicted model, not a curated record.